UUCACGGCCUUCAUAUACGGAACAAGCAAAGACUAUCAGAAACGUACAUUCAAGACGCCUCUCGGGGAACUCGAGCAAGAAUACACGCUCAUCUAGGAACGCGCGAGAUCAUGUCCAAUUCGCGCCUGACGUUAGCGACAUCACAUUGCCCUCCUGGAUCAAGUGGCCACGUUCCCGACGAACCUAAGCGGAGGGUUUCCCGCUGCAGGCGAUGCCGAGAGGGUCGUGGGCGUGUUACCCACCCUUAUCGGGAUGGGAACGAUCCCUACAUCUCCGCAUCGGCAGCUGCUCCCAUUAGGCGCGCAAGGCCUCCGUCCCCGCCAGACACAGCAGCCAGCACCUGACGGCCACGCCCCUCCGUCGCGGCCUGGCACAAACGCGUAAACGAACAGAGCGAGCGAAGGCCGCGUCCCACUCACACGUCUAUCGUUUACCCGAGGACGGGGCAGGCCCCUGCGCUUGGGCAUGACCCUCCCCGCCGACCGCGCAGGGAGACACUCCCGCGCGCGCGGGAGGUGCGCACGCGUCCGAUAAUCGGAAAAGCUACCCCUCGCCCACCCCCGCUCGCCCAAGCCGUGCCCCGCAGAGUUGGUUCCGCG
This is a messenger RNA of Schizophyllum commune H4-8, 599 nucleotides long. RefSeq lists its product as uncharacterized. The record is from RefSeq and is a predicted model, not a curated record. The transcript is spliced from 2 exons. Bases 111 to 344 code for a protein of 77 amino acids. Lineage: Eukaryota; Fungi; Basidiomycota; Agaricomycetes; Agaricales; Schizophyllaceae.